Molecule: messenger RNA, 5801 nt
Organism: Misgurnus anguillicaudatus (oriental weatherfish)
Lineage: Eukaryota; Metazoa; Chordata; Actinopteri; Cypriniformes; Cobitidae
Source: RefSeq, a predicted model, not a curated record
UUUAAGUAGAAGAAUAAAUAAGAAGACAAGACGAGAGAAAUUUGUGAGGAGAAAAGACGCGAUUUUCGCGUUUCUUUGAGGAUUUAAACUAGAGAAUCCUGCCUGCAAUCAGAAGUACUGUCCGCAUUUUUACCGCGAGGAGGUGACUCGUUAUUACUUCGGACUGUUUCAUCCACACCCAUAAAGUGAUUGAGACCUUCAAUGAAGCUUCUCCUACAACAAUCCACCAAUAAAUGCUGGAGUCAAACACACAGAGAAAUCACUCCAUGUGUGACAACUGAAAUCUUCAUGACAUAAUGUUGAUGCUGGUGAAAGAGGAGCUUGAGAAGAUGACAGAUCCACAACCAUGCAGAAUAAAGAAUGAAGAUACUGAGGAACAAAUAGAUAUGGUAGAAGUGAAAAAGGAGAGUCAAGCUGAAGUGGAUGAGAAACAUCAGAAUGUAAAAAUAAACCAUAAUGUUUCACAGAAAGAAACUCUGAAGACAGAAGACAUAAAGUGUGAAACGAGUUUCCGAAAAUGUGGUCGCCCUGCAGAUCACAAGAGGACUCACAGUGAGGAGAAACCUUUAACAUGUCAACAGUGUGGAAAGAGUUUCAUAUCUAAAAGUAAACUUGAGGCUCACCUGAGAAUUCACACUGGAGAGAAACCUUACACGUGUCAUCUUUGUGGAAACGGUUUCACAGUUGAAUCUAGCCUUAAGAAACACAUAAGAAUUCACACUGGAGAGAAACCCUACAUGUGUCAACAGUGUGGAAAGAGUUUUAAAACUUCAGGUGACCUUACGAGACAUGUGAAAAUUCACAGUGGAGAGAAACCACAUGCGUGCCAAGAGUGUGGAAAGACUUUUACAUCUAUAAGUUACCUUAAGAAACACAUGAUAACUCACACUGGAGAGAAACCACAUGUGUGCCAUGAGUGUGGAAAGAGGUUUACAUCUAAAAGUAAACUUAAGGCUCACAUGAGAAUUCACACCGGAGAGAAACCUUACACAUGUCAACAGUGUGGAAACAGUUUCGCAGUUGAAUCUAGCCUUACGAAACACAUGAGAAUUCACAGUGGAGAGAAACCUUACACGUGUCAACAGUGUGGAAAGAGUUUUAAAUCUUCAAGUGACCUUACGAGACAUGUGAAAAUUCACAGUGGAGUGAAACCACAUGCGUGCCAUGAGUGUGGAAAGACUUUUACAUCUGCAUGUAACCUUAAGAAACACAUGAUGUCUCACACUGGAAUGAAACCGUUUACAUGUCUUCAGUGUGGAAAGGGUUUCAGAGAUAAAAGUAACCUUGAGAUUCACAUAAGACUUCACACUGGAGAGAAACCUUACACAUGUCUUCAAUGUGGAAAGUGUUUCAGAACAAAAGCUAACCUUGAGAUUCACAUGAGACUUCACACUGGAGAGAAACCUUACACAUGUCCUCUUUGUGAAAGGAGUUUCACAACAAAAGCUAACCUUGAGAUUCACAUGAUGCUUCACACUGGUGAGAAACCGUUUACAUGUCCUCAUUGUGGAAAGAGUUUCACAACAAAAGGUAUCCUUGAGACUCACAUGAGACUUCACACUGGAGAGAAACCGUUUGCAUGUCCUCAUUGUGGAAAGAGUUUUAUGUGGAAAUCAAGUCUUAGAAAUCACCAGCGCUUACAUUCUGAAGAAAAGACAUUCAACUCUUCUGUGCAGUGAUGAGUUUAUUAUGACAUUUGAAUCAGAAGAUACACACGAGUGGUCAUGAGUGGAUAUGUAAAGUCUUACCGUGAGUUCACACCAGCUGCGUCUGAGGCGUUAAAAUCGCGUCUAGUUUGCCGCUUGAACAUUAUGGGGCGCUUUCCCAGACAGGGAUUGGACUCGUCUUAAGCACUAUUCGGACGGGAUUCGUUUUCCAAACGACGUUUGAAAUUCAACGUGUCCCCCAGGACGUCUGUGAUUUUAUGCACCGAUCCGGAUGGGAUUAAAAUGAUGCAGGCUAUUCUAGAGAUGGGAGUGUCUGUUUCAUGCAUUUGGGCGUUGCCGUAGCACGUGCUCUGGAUACGCGUGAUUGUAAUGUUUAAUAUUUUGCUUUAAAUGUAAAAUUAUGACAGAACAUGUAAUUUAUUAAUUUAAUUUUAAGAAAUCAAAAUAAAAUAUACAAAUCCUACUAAAGUAACGUUAGCCUACGUGUUUUAUAUAACUGUCUGCUUAUAAUAAACACAAAGAAAUGAAGAAAUAAUGAUUAAUAAAAAUUUAUUAUCUUUAUUAAUUAACAUUACCAUUCCGGAGCUGAACAACUUUGAACGGAGUUUCUUAUAACGUUAAUGAUAUUACAGUGGCCAGCCUUAACAGUGUAUGAUAUUCAGCUCGUCUUGAUUUAAUUAUUUUAUUUUGCUGAAUGCGAAAAAACAUUAAUAUCUGAAUGAAUGGGACUCAAUACAUGGGAAAUACAAUAUACGCGCAUUAUUAAGACCUUACGGCAGAUCACGUUGGCCAAAACACGACAAGAACCGCGUUUUCAAAAGAUAUUGCGGGCAAACACAGACAUUUGCAUUCGGACGGGAUUAAAAAACAGUAGGUAAAUUGCUCUGGAAUUCUUACGGAGGUCGUCAGAGAAAAACACAGACAUGGCCGAUUCGGACAGGAUUAAAAACACAGAUGACCUCUGAGAAGCACGAUUUUCUCAGAGGUCCCCCUGUAAUACUAAUCCCGUCCGAAUAGGACUUUAGACUUAAACAUUUUUAAGAGCUGUCCAAACUGAAAACAACUUGCACUAACAUAUCUUAAAAUACAUCAGUACCCUUUGUUUUGCCUCAAAAUGCACAAGGCAUGGAAAAUGAUGGUUAUAUUUCAUAAUUAAUCUAAGGCCUAGUCCUGGAUUAAGAUUAUCCCUGUCCGGGAAACUGCCCCUUUGAUUUGAAAUUCGCAAUCUAGCACUAAAGGUAAAUCUAAUCUUUACAUUUAGUGCAAUGAAGUUUAGUGACGAUUGACCAAUCAGUGAUCUACUGUGUUUUCGUGUCAUGCUUGGUAUCAGCUUGGGUCGCUUGGAACCCCAACCGAGGUGGUAUGAAAAAACGGGUACUACGUACUGCACCCAAUGGAAAAGCUCCCAAAAGCAAGCUGACCCGACCCAAACUAAACCAAACCAAACCGUGGGGUACUAUGCAAUGGAAACUGAUCGGUUAUCAUUUUGUUUCACGUGACUACAGCGCAAGUGUCCGCAACAUUGUGCUCGAGGUUUCCCCCACAUAUCAGUAGGGGUGGGACAAAAAAUGUAUUCUUGGAUGAAUCGCGAUUCAGACGUGGGCCGAUUCUGAAUCGAUUCACAAAUGUUAGUUUACAAAAUAAUAACAUGACGUUAUCAUAACCAAAAGGCGUAACUCAACUGGGGGAGCGGUGCUGCACACGGACAACUUAAGAGAGCAUGCACUGCACGAGUGCACAGUGGAGCUUACAUGAGCAGAAGAGAAAGAAAUAAAAUCUAGAACAGCCCUGUUUGACUCAUUCUAAACUGCAAGAAAACAAGAUACACUUUGGGAUAGUCUUUCUCUGCCUUUUCUCUGUUCAGAGAGCAGCAGGGAGAAACGGCACAUUUAAUUUAAUGACUCUUCUGGCUAGGGGUGGGCGAUAAACCGGUUGACAUGAUUAACCGGUAGAAAUUUGUCAACCGGUAGAGAUUUUGGACUAUCGUCUCUAUCGAGGUUACGCGCCCACGUCACACUCCUGUUUGCGUGGUUGUGGAAAUGAAACGUUUGUACACGUUUUGAAGAGCCGCAGUUUUAAAACAAGUUAUUUUAAGCCAUUGAAACACAAAUAACAGAUCUAUAUGUGUGCGCUCUUUCUGUCUGUGAGGAGCGCGCAAGUCGCGCAACUGCUGCUCUUUCUGUCUAUGAGGAACGGACAAGUUGUGAAACCGCUGCUCAUUAAGCUUGUGAGCAUUUUUCCCGCUUUAUUGGCUUUAAAUGCAUAUAUGCGUCAAAAUUCCCGCAUUUGCAAGCAUCCUCAUAAACACGACCAUUUAGGACUUAAGACAAAGUUAACGGCUAAGAGAAAACGCAUGUGAAACAUAGAGGCUGUUUACACUUGGCAUUAACAUGUGUUUUCGUCGAUCGGAUCACAAGUGGACGACAUUAAUGCCAGGUGUAAACGGUGUUCAAAACGUUUUGAGCUCGUCCACUUUCGACCACUUUCAACCACAUCCAGAGGUGGUCGAAACCACUUUCGAUCGGAUCGCUUUGGAGUUGCGGAACGCACAUGUGGUUGAAUGCGUUCGAACAGCCACACGCGACCGCCUUCUCUCCGCCCAUGUAUCUAAUCUGAGGUAUUAAACACAAGUUUUACGUCUUUUUUGACUUCUGGCGUGAACAUACGGUGAACAGCGCUAUUUUUAGCCUUUCAUUGAUAAAACUAAAGCGGCUGAUAUCCGUAGUUUCAUUUUGAAAGCGUGUGAAAGUUGUGCGAUCCUAUUUCAUCAAUUGCGCUGAAAAUUCAAAGAAAGCUCUUACAUACUCAUGAACAAAACACUGUGCAGCAUGUUUACUUGCUAAACAAGCAGUGCACUCCGACAUAAUAUUAGUUUGCGUCCAUAUAAACUCAUAAUUACUCCCGCUCGGGUUUGAAUGACAGCAGAGAGACUCGCCCACCGUCUCACAGACCACCCCCUCAUAGUAUUCAGCACAGAAGCGGUCGAAAGUGGACAAAAGAGACGGAUUUAAAUACCAGGUGUAAACGUAAUGUGUCUCUCUCGUCCACUUGUGAUCCGAUCGAUGAAAACACAUCUUAAUACCAAGUGUAAACAGCCCCAUAAAGUAGGGUCCGGACUUUGGUCUUAAAGGGGAAGUUUCCUAAUUCUGUUCCUGUCUGUCACUCAGGUUUAUGAAACAGCAUUAAGAGAAAAUCUCUACCUACUUCUGGCUGUGCUAAUAGCAUUUCACUAAGCCAUCCGCUGAUUGUUUAUAUAUAAAGACAUGAAUAUACUUCUGUAAAAAUAUGCACAUAGUUUGUUAUUCAGUCGCUGGGUGCACUGCAUUAUAUAAAUACAAUAAUACUGCCAAUCACUGUGUAUAAUGAUGAUGCUAGACGCUUAAGGUUAGUCAGUUCGUGUAAGUUAAUGAUGGUUAACAAAUAGAAUUAAUAUGUCACGUUUAAUUACUAUUUUUACUGUUUUUAAUGUCUUACAACAGAAACAGGACAUAUAUGUAUAUAAGAAUGACAUUAUUUAUCCCUUAGUUGCAUUAAAGUACAGUAUAUGACAGUUCAGAGACUAGUAGCAAAAGCGCAAAUAUUAACCUGGCUUUGAGAGCAAAUGUGACGUAAUGACGUCACAGAUGUGCAAAUUAGUACGUCAAGAAUCUAUUCUAAAUCGAUUCUGAAUCGAUUCAUGAGGGUCCAAGCGAUUCCCACCACUACAUAUCAGGUUUCUGAUUUUAAAUAUUUAAUAUGUUGAAUAUUUCUGAAAAAUUCACACUUAAGAGAUGUUAUGUGUUUUGAUUGUGAAAACAGUUCUGAUGUGUCAAUCAUUUCUUUAUUACUGUGCUUCUGUUUCAUGUUCUUUUGGGGGUCUAUAUGAUCCCAGACCCUCUUCAAAUAGUUUAAAAACAUAUGCAGUGUUAUUUUUUAUUCUGAUAUUUCAUGACCAUUUUCCUUUACAUCAGAUCAUUUUACAAAUGUUUUUUCUUGAUUAUCGAUUACAUGUGAUGCUGACCCCAGUAAUAAAAGUUAUUACUGCAUGACCACCAAAUGGAUUGUCACAACUUUGAAUCUGUUCAGCACACAUAACACUCUGAUCUUGGCAUAUUUAGAUUUGUUAUUUACUUGCAACAGUUUGUUCAAUGUUAA